Pelmatolapia mariae (spotted tilapia) is the source of this 564-nucleotide messenger RNA. Its product is annotated as claudin-4-like. Gene Ontology annotation, biological process: cell adhesion; bicellular tight junction assembly. The record is from RefSeq and is a predicted model, not a curated record. Gene Ontology annotation, molecular function: structural molecule activity. Bases 1 to 564 code for a protein of 187 amino acids. The transcript has a single exon. Lineage: Eukaryota; Metazoa; Chordata; Actinopteri; Cichliformes; Cichlidae. Gene Ontology annotation, cellular component: bicellular tight junction; plasma membrane.
AUGAAGGCUAGUGGAAGGCAGCUUCUGGGUUUGGUCUUUGCCAUCUUCGGCUCUCUUGGAUGCAUGGCCAUCUGCAUCGGCUCCACUUGGAAAUUUACUCAGAAUAAUGGGCUGGGUUUGUGGAAGUACUGUGAGAGUCGGGACUAUUACUACAGGACAGCAUGUGAAGCUUAUAUUUCUCUGGAUGUACCUCAAGAACUGAAGGCUGCCAGAGCGCUCACCAUCAUGGCCAUCAUCAUCUGUGUUUUUGGUAUCAUGCUUGGUGUGGUUGGGGGCAACUGCACCACCAAUGCUCAGGAUGAAAGGCAAAAGACUAAAGAGGCCUUUGUUUCUGGAAUUGCCUUCAUCAUUGCAGGUGUCUUGGUGUUCAUACCAGUCUGCUGGACCACAAUCACCAUAGCUCAUGACUACUACAAUGAAGAAUACAGAAUGGGAGCUGCACUCCACAUCGGGUGGGUGUCUGUAGGGCUGCUGUUACUGGGUGGAAGUCUCCUCUGCAGCUCCCGUCCACUCAAAAAGGAGACUAGCUAUGAUGUUAAGUACUCCAAACCUCCCUCUGUGUAA